CGGUUGUGCAGCAACGCAAGCGUGACCCGGCGAUUCAAUCAGCCAUGUUGGUUAUGUUCUGGCUUUGCUGCAUCGGAUCUUUCCUUUUCUCCUUUGAUCUUCUGGAAACACGGCCAUGUCGCUGGACACCAUUCGCACUCAAUCCAACCCGAAUCUUCACGGCAACCUGCGCGUCGGUCUCAACUAUGACCCUCCGCCUGAGUCUGCCGUCAGCGUUCUGAAGCACAUUACCGCCAACAAUGUCUCGCGCACCCUGGCCUCACCACGUCGCCAGAGCACGGCCGGUAUCACGCCGAGCAACAAAAAGUCGCUCUCCAAAAGCACCUCGGAUCUCAGCGCUUCUGCAUCCCGAAAGCCCGUCGCGUCAGCCUCGACCUCGGUUCGGCUCGUUGUUCGGCAGCAACUUUCGAACCCUCAACUGCUGUCGUCUCAGGCAUUCCGAGAGACCGGACAGCCGGCUUUGGACCGGAUGGCGGUCCAGCACCGGGCUGCUGGUUCUCUGGACCAGCUCUCGCUGAGCAUUCUUCAGGCGCGAAAUCUUCCUAUAUCGAGCAACCAGCUGAAGUUGCUGGAAAUGAACGGUGUCUCCUUUCUCGAGUCCAAUCUUCAGCAAGUCUACGAGAAACUGAAGCGACGGAUUGAUGUAUUGGCCGACGGAAUCCGCCCCGACGAUCUGCACUUGAUCCUCUCUCGGUAUUUCAAGGACUACUGCGACUCUCUCAGCGCAUAUAUGGAGUCGAGAGAAUCGAUCGAUGCGGACAUCAAAGGACUGAUCCAGAACAUGGAUACGUGGAUUCAAGCCUGCGCAAAGUAUCUUGAUAUCCUCCGAGAGCGCGACAUUCGUAUUUCCGAGUUCUCGAAGCAGUUUCAGUCUCUCGAGGAGGAGAACAUUCUGCUGAAGGAGCUACUCACCCAGCAUACCCUAGUCGGCAAACCAGGCGGCCUGUCCGAGGCUGAAAAGGAGGCCCGAAUCUCACGCUUGCUCAAAGACAUUGCUCAGAGCCGAAAGUUUGCGCUCCAUACCAAGGCAACCAACACUUCGGCAGGCACGUGCUCGACAAAAAUCGUCCAGACAAUUGAAUGCCAGGUCACCGACAGCCAGACUUCCAUGAUCGAAGAUUCCAGCAGCCCUCUGGAGAGCGAUCGAGUGAUGGACGCGGCGGAGGUACCUCUUUCGUGUGAACCGAACGUCUCGCCAUCAACCGAUCGGCUGAAUCAGAUCGACCUCAUCGCCGAAGCCAGCCAAUUUGUUAAGCUCCAUAUGGAAAGAAGCGGUGCAUCGGCCAAGGAAAUUGGCGAUCUCGCUCCACUCGCCGUUUCGCUUCUGCUGAGUCCGACACAGCCGCCAGAGGAAGUGCUGAGCGAGACGGCCGUCGACGAGGAGCACAAGAGCAAGGCCCAGUCUCUGAUCCAGGAUGUUUUGGACAAGUCCAUGUCCGACCUCGCCUUCAGCUCAACGGUGUCGAUGGAAAACAUCCGCAGGCACUUGUUUUCGCUCAAGCGCAUCCGACCAAAGAAGACGGCGUUUCGCAAGACUCGCAUGGGCAUCUCGCGGUCUGUCCAUUUUGAAGACGACCUCCUCGAAGGUGAUGGGAGUGACAAGGGCAGAUCCAAAAAUAUCGACUUGGAUCGGAUGGAUCAGGACGACGGGCUCGAGGAAGACACCGGCCGUGUCCGUGACGACGGCAUGUCGAACAUCGAUCUGGCAAGCAGCACCGUAGACACCGGAAGUGAGAUAGCAGCCGACUCCCACGACGGGCUGGAGCCUGACCCCGACUCGUCUUCGGACCGGUUUGUCAGCGUUGCAGUCGGGAGCGAUCGGCCCAUGUCCAAGUUCAAGGAUCGCGUGAUGCAGACGGAUCCUGAUAAGAAUAUUGAGGCUCUGCAAAAAUGCCAAGCAGAUCUGGAGAAGGCAAGCGCCAAGCUCAAGCGAACCAGUGAGAAUCACUCGUCAUCGAUGGCCCAAGUCAAGAAAAUGUUUGAUGACGAGAAAGCGCGGCUCCUCAGCGAUUCGAAGAUCAAUACCACCUUCCAGGUCAGGAUUCAGUCUCUCGAGGGAAAGAUCGCAUCCACGCUCGAGAAACUCAAGGCAAGCGAGGUGGUGUGCGAGCAGCUCCGGCAGGAAUCCAAGACCUGGAUGGAGUCUUUCCAUGCUUCCGAGAAGAUCCAGGAGACCCUGCGAGAAGAGAUUGGCUCCGUUUCCCAGCACCUGGACUCGGCACGGUCGCAAGGCUACAGGCUCUCCCAUGAGCUUGAGGUGAUCCAGCAAAAGUUCACCGUCGCCGACAGCAGACGAACCGAGCUUGACUUGCAAAACCAGGAUCUCGCCAUCAAGCUGGAUGUGGAGACCAAGCGGGCAGCCAGGUUCUCAGAGUCGCUCGUGAAGCUGCAGGAUGAGUCGCAGACUUGGAACGAUAAGUUUCAGCAGAUGCAGAGCUCCGAGAAGGAGGCCAAGCUACGCUGCGGCGAUCUGCACCACGGCAUGGUGCUGAUGAAGGAGGAGAAUGCCCAACUGAGGUAUCAGCACAUUCAGGACGAAGGCAAUGUCAAGACCCUCAAGCUAAAGCUCAAGGAUCUGGAGCAGACGCUUGCCGUGGUCAUGAAGUAUCCUGACGUCAGCCUCGGCCAGGACACCAGCCUUCCGGAUUUCGAGGUCAGCCCAGAAUACGACCGGCUGCUGAAGGAUGUCAUCAACAGCAACAAUCUCCGAAUAUCGCUACUCGAGCAAAAGAACAACGAGCUGCGUCUUCUGCGCGUGAAGAGAGUGACCCAGGAGAAGGCCCUGAAUCCGCUUCACAAACAUCAGAGCCAGCAAGCCUCGCCGCUAUGGGAAUCGGCGACCAUGGACCACCUCAUGUCCAACCUUGACAUUGCUCAGCUCGAGCAGGAGCAUGCCCUCCGGGUGGCUUCGGGCAUGCUGGAUCCAUCCGGCGAGCACACACCAGCAACCUCUCGCUCUGGAUCACCGUUGGCCCGCCACUACUCGCUGAUAACGCCAGAGGAUCCUCCCUCCCGGCCGUCGCCAUCGCCGACCCCGGCCAUGGCCAAGCACCUCAACAAUCCCGAUCACUCGCUCUCAAGGUCGCUUAUGCAUGAUGCAGGCAAGACCCACCAAAAGCCUGCUCUGAAGAAGGGCUUGAGCCCAGGCGGUCGAGGCAGCGGGUGGCUCAUCCAGCCGAUUGCCGACGCCGACGCCGACUCUAUGAUUGUCACCCGACACCCCCCGCCUGAGCUUCGGAGCCUUCAGCAGCCCAGUGCUCUUGUUGGGCCACGGCCUGCUUCAGCGGCGAGUACAGCAGCGGUGGAGGAGCGAAAGACUGUUCGCUGGGAGGCCACCACACCGACGGGCGGUUACGAUCAAAAAUCCAAGAAGGCCUGGACGUCAUAGCCGCUGGCCGAGGACGACAUUGACGGAUGGCGGCGGCUCAUGAUGGUGCUCGUUCGGCAGACACUUGUGCGUGUAUUUUCAUUGAGCUGUUGCUGGGGGCAAGCCCUCUGUGAGGAAUAAGGUCAAUGUCGGUUUACGAACUGGCAUAGCGAAGGAGGGCAUCGCCAUCCAAGCGGAAUGUAAUCCAGUCAUCCAGAGAUCUGGCGCCGACCUUUCUGUAAAAGUUGAUGGCGUUCUCAUUCCUGCACCAAGGGGCGAUGAGGGGAGGCCCCAAAGGAGCACAACGCAGUCAUUAGGCACCGUGCGCAUGGUCCAGCCGCCAGCAACCUGGCAAUGCAGACAAGUCGUAU
Molecule: messenger RNA, 3738 nt
Organism: Polychytrium aggregatum
Lineage: Eukaryota; Fungi; Chytridiomycota; Chytridiomycetes; Polychytriales
Exons: 12
Coding region: 116-3388 (1090 amino acids)
Source: RefSeq, a predicted model, not a curated record